Messenger RNA from Centruroides sculpturatus (bark scorpion), 2543 nucleotides. Its product is annotated as piggyBac transposable element-derived protein 4-like. The record is from RefSeq and is a predicted model, not a curated record. The coding region runs from base 150 to 2525 and encodes 791 amino acids. NCBI's taxonomy places the organism in Eukaryota, Metazoa, Arthropoda, Arachnida, Scorpiones, Buthidae. The transcript has a single exon.
UCGUCAAAGUUUAUCGAAAACUUGGUUUUUUUGUUUAUAGUAUUUUUAAGGUGUUAUAGUAACUAUGCGAGCAUAUAGUAUAAUAUACUCAAUGAUGUAAAUACACAUAAUAAUUUUGGAUUAAUUUCAGGAUAAGACUGAUAUUAAAAAUGGAGUUGUCUUCGGAUACGGAUAACGAUCGUUAUGACAAUUGUAAUAGUCCCAGUAUGCUUACUGAUUUGCAAUCGUUGGAGCCUGUUUGUAAUGAAUUUGCUAAUGAACCAGAAGCCAUAAGACAAAAUACAAUAAACUGUAAGAUUACUGAUGAACCAUUUUUGGUUCGUGAUUCGACUCUUCUAACAAAGAAAUGUAGAUAUCAUGAAACAAAUGAAAAAGAAAUGCACCGUUCAAACUGUAAUUUGCUAACAAGUAACAACUUUGAAACAAGAAACGAUAGCAAAAUAGUGUAUAAAGUAGUUGACGAUGAAGUUACCUCAGUAAUAUGUGUUCUGUAUGAUAAAAAUGAGCAGAAUGGUCAAUGCAAUGUAAUUGACAAAGGAAAGUUCAUAACAAAAGAAAAUAGGGAAGGAUGCUUUUUUUUAAAAAUGCAAGAAAGUAACAAUAAUAGUAAAUUAAAAGCUUAUACUAACAAAUUAGUUUAUGAAUCAAAUGAUGAUUGUGAAUUAUUUUCUACUCCAAUAGAAAAUAAUUGCAUUGAUGAUGCAGAACCUACUAAAAAUGAUGAAUUAAACUGUGUAAAAAAUGAUCAGUUUGCAGAAAUGUCUGCUUGUGAAAAGAAGCAAAGUGAGCCUGAGAAAGAUGAUGAUAUUAUUUAUCAAUGUCCUGGUAGGAAAAGAAAAAUCUCUGUUGAAGAAAAUGAAAUUAAUGAAAAAGUUGCUAAACGUAGAGGAAAGAAUUGUAUUAAUAAAGCAAUAGUUAUUGACAAAUACGAUUAUGCAACUGAAAAAGUGAUAUUUAAUCAUUAUUCAGAUGAAUACAAUGAGGAUAUAAGUAAUGAAUUGGAUGAAGAAGAAAAAAAUGAUUCAAGCUGGAUAAAUGUUACACAAUCGGAUUCUUUUCCAAUUCACUUCAAUUUCACAGUUCAGCCAGGGCUUAGAUUGUCAAAGAAAGAAAUAAGAAAGCCAGUAGAUUAUUUUAAACUUUUGUUUACAGAAGAAAUUAUAAAUAUGCUAGUAGAUGAAAUAAACCGUAAUGCGCUUAGAAAAAUAUGCAAAAGGAAAAGUAUAAAAUCUCAAAGUUGGAUUAAUGUAAAUAAUACAUCUUUUUGUACUUUUAUUGCAAUAUUAAUAAAUAUGGGGCUUAAUCCAAGAAAAGAUAUAGAAAGCUAUUGGACUGACAGAAAAAGUCAGUUUAUGCCAUAUUUUUCACUUACAAUGUCCAAAACUUAUUUCUUAAAUAUUUUCUCUAAUUUUUGUUUAAGAAAUUCCAAUAAUGAAGGAUCAAGGCAAUCUAACUUUCAAAUAAAAAAAUUAUUUGAUAAACUCACAAAAAAGUUUCAGAAGUAUCUUUUUCCUCAUCGGGUUCUUAAAAUAGAUGAAGUUACUGUUAAUUCUAAAGGAAGAACUUGUUUUAAAAUCAACCAUCCCAUAAAAGCAACAAAUGGAAUAAUGAAGAUGUUUAUGCUUAGUGAACCAGAUACAGGAUAUGUAUAUGGUAUACAGCCAUAUUGUGAAAAUGAAGAAAAUCAAGAAAAAUACAGCGAUUUACCUAUAUCAUCUCAAAUUGCUCUUAAUUUAAUUGAUAAAUUACUACAAGUUUUUCCUGGUAAGGGCUAUCAUUUUUAUACUGAUCAUUAUUUUUCAAGUCCAGAAUUAGCCAAAGAACUAUAUAAAAGAAAAUGCCAUUUAACAGGCACUGUUUGUAUGAAUAAGAAAGAUAUGCCAAUUAAUUUAAAAUGUAAUAAAUCUGAUAAAGGUAUGACUGCAUUAAGAAAUAAAGAAUUAUUAGUUUUAUAUUGGUAUCAAGUGAAACCAAUUUGUCUACUCAGUAAUUAUCAUACAACUAAUAUUCUUGAAGUAUCAUCAAAAUUGCCUGAAUUAAAACAAUCUAGACCAAUUAUUGUUGCAGAUUAUGUGAGAAAUAUGAAAGGUAUUAAUCUAGAAGAUAAUUUCAUGAUUUCAAGUGCAAUUGUUAGAAAAACUAUACAUAGGUACAAGUGUUAUUUUUUGUGGCUUUUAGAUUUAUGUCUCAUUAAUGCUUAUAUCCUUUAUAAACACCAUUGUAAUAAAUUAAAAGAAGAAAUAAAAUAUAAUCAUAUUGAUUUUCGAAUAGAAAUUGUGGAAGCACUGACCACAAGCAUGGUGAAACAUGAAAAACCAGAUUCUUUACAUAACAUUGUUAAAGAAGAAAAGCACAUUUCUGGCAAAUUGAAGGAACAAAAACCUUGUGUGGUGUGUAAGAAACCACAAUGUUGGACAUCUUGUGAAACAUGUGGAGAAAUUAUGCAUUUAGAAAAAUGUUUCAAAAAAUAUCAUUCUCAAAAAGACAACUUAAAUUCAUUCAAAUCUAUUAUUGCAUUAAAAUAAUCUUUAGUUAAAUGAUGA